This is a messenger RNA of Labeo rohita (rohu), 1538 nucleotides long. RefSeq names its product histone deacetylase 3 (gene hdac3). Bases 134 to 1420 code for a protein of 428 amino acids. The transcript is spliced from 15 exons. Gene Ontology annotation, molecular function: histone deacetylase activity. Lineage: Eukaryota; Metazoa; Chordata; Actinopteri; Cypriniformes; Cyprinidae. The record is from RefSeq and is a predicted model, not a curated record.
CACGAAGAAGAGGAAGUGAGUUCUUCCGGUUCUCUAAUGAAGAUGGCGACAGUGAGAUGCAGAGAGUAAAUAAAUAAUAUAAUUUUCUCUCAUUGUGUCAGAAAUAAACAUUUUAUUCAGAUUCUGCGACAAAAUGACGAACCGAACGGCGUAUUUCUACGACCCAGACGUGGGGAACUUUCACUACGGUGCUGGACACCCAAUGAAGCCUCACCGGCUGUCUCUCACUCACAGUCUUGUGCUGCAUUAUGGGCUCUACAAGAAGAUGAUGGUGUUCAAACCGUACAAGGCGUCCCAGCACGACAUGUGCCGCUUCCACUCGGAGGAUUACAUCGACUUCCUGCAGAAGGUCAGUCCAAACAACAUGCAGGGCUUCACCAAGAGCCUCAACACCUUCAACGUAGGAGACGACUGUCCUGUUUUUCCGGGUCUGUUUGAGUUUUGUUCGAGAUAUACAGGUGCCUCCUUGCAAGGAGCGACUCAGUUAAAUCACAAGAUAUGUGACAUUGCCAUAAACUGGGCUGGAGGUUUACAUCAUGCAAAAAAAUUUCAGGCGUCUGGAUUUUGCUACGUGAAUGACAUUGUCAUCAGUAUUCUUGAACUUUUGAAGUAUCAUCCGCGCGUGCUCUACAUUGACAUCGAUAUUCAUCAUGGUGAUGGUGUACAGGAGGCCUUUUAUCUCACAGACAGAGUCAUGACUGUGUCCUUCCACAAAUAUGGGAACUACUUCUUCCCAGGAACCGGUGAUAUGUAUGAGGUGGGAGCUGAGAGCGGCCGCUACUACUGCCUAAAUGUCCCGCUGCGAGACGGUAUAGAUGACCAGAGCUACAGACAGCUGUUUCAGCCGGUUAUCAAGCAGGUGGUGGACUUCUAUCAGCCCACCUGUAUCGUUCUUCAGUGUGGAGCAGAUUCUCUGGGCUGUGAUCGGUUAGGAUGCUUCAAUCUCAGCAUACGAGGACAUGGAGAGUGUGUGGAGUUUGUGAAAAGCUUCAAAAUCCCGCUGCUUGUUCUGGGUGGAGGAGGAUACACGGUCCGAAACGUUGCUAGAUGUUGGACAUAUGAAACAUCUUUGCUAGUUGAGGAGUCCAUUAGCGAUGAACUGCCGUAUAGUGAAUACUUUGAAUAUUUUGCUCCAGACUUCACACUUCAUCCAGAUGUCAGCACAAGGAUAGAAAACCAGAAUUCUAGACAAUAUUUGGAGCAGAUUCGUCAAACAGUGUUUGAGAACCUGAAGAUGUUGAAUCACGCACCAAGCGUUCAGAUCCAUGACGUUCCCUCUGAUUUACUGAGCUAUGAGCGACCAGACGAGGCUGAUCCUGAUGAGAGAGGAUCAGAAGAGAACUUCUCUAGACCUGAGGCGGCGAAUGAGUUUUAUGAUGGUGACCAUGAUAAUGAUAAAGAAAGCGAUGUGGAGAUCUGAAGAUCAUCUCUUGUGUGCUGGAUGUCUGACUUCAGCCAUAAAGUUGUCCAUUCCUUGCCAUAUCUAUAGUACUUAUGACUGUAUUGUGCUGAGUGGAUGAAUCUUCUCUUUCUUUACA